Messenger RNA from Petromyzon marinus (sea lamprey), 1429 nucleotides. RefSeq names its product zinc-binding protein A33-like. The record is from RefSeq and is a predicted model, not a curated record. NCBI's taxonomy places the organism in Eukaryota, Metazoa, Chordata, Hyperoartia, Petromyzontiformes, Petromyzontidae. Gene Ontology annotation, molecular function: zinc ion binding; protein binding.
GGAGAUAACAUCUUGCCAUCAACUUGCUGUCGAAGGAUGAGUUUAUCUCUCGACACUCAUCUGACGAAUGAGCCACAGCAACUGAGCCUCACUGCUUUAUAUUAACAACAGCACUCAUUUAUUUAAGUGGCAAGGUGUGUACAGUAGCCGUGUUCACCUUGAGGCUGCUGUUUGCACACUUCGGGGCGCGGGUUCACAUUCUAGGCAGUGACUCGUGAUGUCAGUGACGACAAUGCAAAUAUUUUAAAUAUUUUACUUCCUUCUUCACCGUCGCUAUAAGAGAGAGGUCCUGGUCCAGGGUCUCUCUGAACCACACAGCGAGCGAUCCCAGCAACGCCUUGGGUCAUGGCGAGCGCGACUCCCAGUGAGAGUGUGGAUAGUGAGCUGCGCUGCUCCAUAUGCCUGGACACGUUCGUCUGCCCCUCCACGCUGAGCUGUGGACACUCGUUCUGCCUGCGGUGCCUGGAUGACGCCUGGGAGACGGCGAGCAGCUUCAGCUGCCCGCAGUGCCGAGCGACUUUCCCUGUGCGACCCCAGCUGAGGAGGAACGUGGCCCUCGCCAACCUGGCGGAGCAGCUCAGAGUUGGGGACGGGAUGGCCACGGCUGUCGUGUGUGACAUCUGCGGUGACGGCCAAACUCCUGCAGUGAAGACCUGCCUGAGAUGUGAGAUGUACUUCUGUGCAACGCACUUGAGGCCUCAUGUAGAGAAUCCCAGGUUGAGAGACCACGCCAUGGUGGAUCCCAUCGCGAACUUGGAGGGGCGACGGUGCCAGCAGCACAGACAGGAGCAGAUCAAGUUCUACUGUGAACAAGAUGAGAGCCUGGUCUGCACUGUCUGCACCAUCGCUGGAGGACAUAGAGGGCAUGAGGUCAUUCCAGUGGAAAAUGCACAACGGACAAAACAGGAGGCGUUCAGACUCGAGAAGACGGAGAGAGAGGAGAAGAAGACUAUGACAGAAUCACGGACACAGCAGCUCAAGGGUGCCUACAAACACGUGCAGGAGUCUCUGCGUGGGAACAAGGCGCGGAUCAUCCGAGAGUUUGAGCGCCGGAGGGAGCAGCUGAGAGAGGAGGAGAGGGAGGCGCUGGAGCGCGUGGACGAGGAGGGCCGCUCCGUGCUGUCCCGCAUCCAGGCGGACAUCGCUCGCUACGAGAGCAGAGCACGCGGCCUGGAGCGGGAGAUCAACCAGCUGCUCGCUGCCCUCACCGUGCAGGACCCGCUCACCUUCCUGCAGGUGGCACCACCUCCAUUCACUCGCCGUGGUGGCUAGGAGAUGUUAACUACCUCGCCUGGUAUGCAGGAGGUCGUGGGUUCGAUAACAACCCUGACGUCUGCUGUAUAUUCGGAGUUUGCAUAUCUCUCUUUCCUCGUGCAUGCGUGUAUUUUUUUCAGUUUCUCCACUUUUCCCCUCCAAAUUUAGAAUCAAC